Messenger RNA from Pipistrellus kuhlii (Kuhl's pipistrelle), 1596 nucleotides. RefSeq names its product regulator of hemoglobinization and erythroid cell expansion (gene RHEX). Bases 424 to 969 code for a protein of 181 amino acids. The transcript has 5 exons. Gene Ontology annotation, cellular component: plasma membrane. The record is from RefSeq and is a predicted model, not a curated record. Lineage: Eukaryota; Metazoa; Chordata; Mammalia; Chiroptera; Vespertilionidae.
UGCUUGAGAAAUAAGUAUCUGCACUAAGACAUAUCUGUGCCCUUUUUCAAUCAAGUCACCAAAUCCUUCACGAUCAUUGUUUUUCCUGAAAAACCCCCUCUUCCUUUAUCUCGAGCAUCCCUGUGUUUUCUUUGCAGCAUCUGAGUCCUGCGGUUUUCAUUCCGUGCACGGUCUCUCGGAGCUCCAGGAGAGGAGCACCAAUGGCCCCCAGCAGCUGACUUGCCCCGGAGACCUGGGUUCACGUGAGGCCAGGAGUCCUGACCAGAGCUGCCUUCCCUCCUGCAGGUCUCCUGACGGGCCUGCUGUGGUGCCACUACUUAGACACGAGGUAUCCAAGGUGGCUUCUCUCAAGUCUCCUCCUGCUGCACUGGGAAGUGCCUGAGCCCCACUCCCAACCCCAGGCCGCCCCGCAGAAAGCUGGCCAUGCUGACAGAUGACAUGAAGCUCUGGCAUGGCUUAGUGAUCGCAAUGGUGUCCCUGGUCUUGCAGGCCUGCCUCCUCGCAGCCAUCUACUACCUGCUCAGCAGACACAUGGCCAAAGAGAAUGAACAGUUACUCAGAAGAUCCAGGCUCUGGGCCCCCAAGCCCAGCCCUGCCCGCCACCGCUCCCCUGCUGCACAGGAGACGAAGGAGAUGAAGGAGACGAAGGAGCCCGAGGCAGAGAGGAGCACCCCUGCGUGGGAGCCCCGUUACAGGAAUAACUGCAACACAUCCUCAGAGAGCUCCGACACCUCGGACAGCACCGGCCGCUCGCCUCCCCCCUGCCAGGCCGCCAAGAAGGUGAAUUACACACAGGUGGUCUUUCCAGCCACAGGAGGACUAGAUAACGAAUCUGCCCUGGACUAUGAGGACAUCGAGGACAUGACAGAUUAUGUCAAUAUCAACCCCAAAAGCCACAAGCACAAUCUCUGGACUUUUGUGAACCCUGCUGCCUCUGAGCCCGUGGAGUACUCCCAAGUGGCCAUGUGACUCCUAGGAUCUGCCUUUCUAAGUGGAGUCAAGUUCUCUACACAUUCUCGUACUUAUUUUGUAGGGAAUUGCUUCCUGGUUUUUUGUGUUUGUGUGUGUGUGUGUGUGUGUGUGUGUGUGUUUUCUUAACAAAGCUUGGGAGAAGAAAUGGGCUGUAUCUCAGCAAGGAAAGCUCAGAUGGGAAGUUAGGAAGAUCUUCCAGGUUGAGUCUGAGCUCACUGAAGCAGAUCAGUACGGAAAGUGGGGAAGUCUCCAUAGAAAAUUGUUUCUGAAGAUUUUAAUCAGCUGUCGUAGAGUCCUGUUUGGCAGCCUUACAAUUAAAUUAACCUUUGAGCUAUUUCAUUAUUGGCAGUGAACAACUUCCUUAAGAGAUUUUUUAAAUAAAAUGGCGGCCACUGUUCCUCUUUUCCUCUUGCCCAGCCAGGCGUGUCCCUGUCUCAGAGCUGUGCUGCUGAGUAAUCCCGCUUUGCCCUCAGAACUUUAAAUAGUCCACUUGGAAAGCCCACUAUCGCUCAACCUUUGGACUCACUGUUUCUUAUGAACGAAAGAUGACAAAUACUGCAUCAACCAGCAUCACAAUCUGUUACUACAAGAAAAACUUUCUAAAUUUAACCUAAUAAAGUCCAA